GACGUAGCUCCGCCCCCAGCGUUGGCGCGAGAUCCGAACGUCGGCAGAGGUGGUGUAGUCAUUCUCUGAGAAGUUCGGGACCCCCAUCCCCUUGCCGGGUUGGCUUGGCCACUUCAGCGGCCAUGAGACGCGGAGGACCAGAGGAGGGUGCCUGCGGCGUGUGGCUGGACGCGGCAGCCCUGAAGAGGCGGAAAGUCCAGACACGUUUAAUGAUGUCAGGCACCAAAAUUCUAACACCCUUUCCUGGAGAGAGAAAGGCUAAGUUCUCUUGUACUCAAAGAAGAAAUCUACCUGCAAGCGUUCGGCAGACCAGUAUUACUUCCUUCUUCACCUUGCAGCCAGGAAAGACAAAUGGUGCUGAUCAGAGGAGUAUUUCAUCUCAUAUAGAAAGUCAGACCAACAGAGAGUCUAAGAAAGAUGCAACCCAGCUAGACCAUCUGAUCCAAGUCUUGGAGGAUGAUUGCGUGGCACCCCCUUUAGCCACUUCAACCCCUGCAGACAUCCAGGAGGCUGGACUUUCUCCUCAGUCCCUCCAGGCUUCUGGACACCACAGAAUGGGAACCCCAUUCUUGACUGUGCUGUCUUUGUCCCAGUCUGAUACCUUAGUCUGUGCUGAAGAGAGCCAAGACUCACUGGCUUGUUCCUUCACCCAGGACUUGGAAAGUUCGUGCUUGUUGGACCAAAGAGAGAGAGAGGAUUCUUCCUGGAAAAGGGAAUGGCUUCAUGGAUCUAAGAAAAAGAAUUGUCAGGGUAUGGAGAGACGCAGUAAGCCACUUGGCAAGGGCCAUCAGCCCUCGGCUAAGACUAAAUUGGAAAAGUUGUUGGCCAAAGAAAACAGGCAGGCCUCUGCCCCCUUUCAAACACACAGGGAUUCCUGGAGUGGAGAAAACACAGAAGCGGUGAAACAAAGUUCUUGUGCUGUUCCUGUGUUUUCCUUGGACAGUGAGAAGAAUGACAGGGACUCUUGGAGUCAGCUUUUCACUGAGGAUUCUCAAGGCCAGCAGGUCAUUGCCCACAACCCUAGAGCUCCUUUCCAAGAUGUAACCAACAACUGGAAUCGGGGCUUAGGGCAGUUUCCUGACAGCCCUUGGGCUCAGUACCAGGAUAGGCCUAUUCAGUUAAAUCUGCAGCCUGAUUUGUUCUUUACCCAGGACUCUGAAGUCCAAGCUCUAGCUUUCGGCAAGACUUGCAAAAAUUUUCUAAUUGAAAGGCAGAAACAUCUGCGGUGAGGAAGGCAGCUAUUG
Molecule: messenger RNA, 1244 nt
Organism: Pteropus alecto (black flying fox)
Lineage: Eukaryota; Metazoa; Chordata; Mammalia; Chiroptera; Pteropodidae
Gene: AUNIP
Product: aurora kinase A and ninein interacting protein
Exons: 4
Coding region: 123-1229 (368 amino acids)
Biological process (GO): spindle organization
Cellular component (GO): centrosome; spindle pole
Source: RefSeq, a predicted model, not a curated record